This is a messenger RNA of Etheostoma cragini (Arkansas darter), 2088 nucleotides long. RefSeq names its product protein disulfide isomerase family A, member 6 (gene pdia6). Lineage: Eukaryota; Metazoa; Chordata; Actinopteri; Perciformes; Percidae. Gene Ontology annotation, cellular component: endoplasmic reticulum lumen. Bases 171 to 1496 code for a protein of 441 amino acids. Gene Ontology annotation, biological process: response to endoplasmic reticulum stress. The record is from RefSeq and is a predicted model, not a curated record. Gene Ontology annotation, molecular function: protein-disulfide reductase activity; protein disulfide isomerase activity. The transcript is spliced from 13 exons.
CUCUAAACUACACGGCGCACGCUGAUUGGCUGAGGUGCAGCGUCGCCACCAGCGGACCAAUCAGCGUGGGCCACGGUGUGAUCUUUUUCGAUCUACUUUCUGUGGGAGACGCAGCGUCAGUAGUCGGCGUGUUGCUAACAGAGGAGCCCGUUCAGAGAGCAGCUAAAACCAUGAGACCGCUUUUACUUGGAGUGCUGGGCUGCUCUUUGGUCCUGUCCGUCCAAGCCUUUUACUCCGCUAGUGAUGAUGUUGUUGAGCUCACCCCCUCCAACUUCAACAAGGAGGUGAUCCAGAGUGACAGUCUGUGGCUGGUUGAGUUUUACGCUCCCUGGUGUGGCCACUGUCAACAUCUCACUCCUGACUGGAAGAAGGCGGCCACUGCCCUCAAGGGUAUUGUCAAGGUUGGUGCCGUAGAUGCAGACCAGCACAAGUCACUGGGUGGCCAGUAUGGCGUCAGAGGUUUCCCCACCAUCAAGAUCUUUGGAGCUAAUAAGAACAAGCCAGAGGAUUACCAAGGUGGACGCACUAGCCAAGCCAUCGUGGAUGGAGCCAUGAACUCUCUGCGCACGCUGGUGAAAGAGAGGCUGAGCGGCAAGUCUGGCGGCUCUGGCUACAGCAAACAGCAGAGCAGCGGCGCUGGCAAUAAGGACGCUGUGGUCGAGCUCACUGAUGACAACUUUGACAAGAUGGUGCUGGAGGGUGAUGAGGUGUGGAUGGUGGAGUUCUUCGCCCCCUGGUGUGGGCAUUGCAAAAACCUGGAGCCUGAGUGGGCAGCUGCAGCUUCAGCUGUCAAGGAGCAGACCAAGGGCAAAGUUCGUCUCGGAGCUGUUGAUGCUACUGUUCACCAGACUGUGUCCAGCCGCUACGGGAUCCGUGGAUUUCCAACCAUCAAGAUAUUCCGCAAAGGUGAGGAGCCCGAAGACUACCAAGGAGGCCGGUCCCGUGGAGACAUCAUCGAGAGGGCUUUGGAUCUGUUCUCUGACCACGCUGCUACUCCUGAACUGCUGGAGAUUCUCAGUGAAGACCUCUUCAAAAAGACCUGUGAGGACAGUCAGCUGUGUGUGAUAGGCGUCCUGCCACACAUCCUGGACACAGGCGCAGCAGGUAGAAACGGCUACCUGGAGGUGAUGAAGAAGAUGUCUGAGAAGUACAAGAAGAAGAUGUGGGGCUGGCUGUGGACUGAGGCUGGAGCUCAGAUGGAGCUGGAGGCCUCCCUGGGUAUCGGUGGAUUUGGCUACCCUGCCAUGGCCGCCAUCAACACACGCAAGAUGAAAUUUGCUCUGCUCAGGGGUUCCUUCAGUGAGACUGGCAUUCAUGAGUUCCUCAGGGAGCUUUCUGUGGGCCGUGGCUCAACUGCUACAUUUGGAGGUGGCAACAUGCCCAAGAUUCACACUGUCGAACCGUGGGACGGCAAUGAUGGACAGCUUCCUGUGGAGGAGGACUACGACCUCAGUGAUGUAGACCUGGAUGAUGACUUGGAUAAAGAUGAGUUAUGAUCCCAAACGGGAUCUGAUCCAGACUGGCUUGGUCGGAUCUGGUCUGGUCCUGUGACUCGCCUCCCCUCUCCUGUGGACGAAUGGGAGGCCCGGUUGCCCAGUUACUGAAAUAUUCCAGAAAAGACGCAUAAGAGACACCUGCAGUUUCUCACAUCAUCUACGUCAGUCACACAGGACAGGAUGGGGGAGGGAGGGAGGCGUGUGUUGUGUCCCUGGAGUGAACUCUGCCUUACGUACCUGCUUAACGUUAGAAGCUGCAUAUUUAUACGGCCGCCGUCAGCUGAAAGGAGGGGGGAGGUUCUGAAUGUGGCAUCUUUAGUUGUUCAUUCACAUCAUUUUAAACAUUGAUCCCCUCUCCCGUCAACAUCUCAAGCACCUAUUUUAAAAUGUGGACUUGUCAAAGUAACACUUCAUCCAACUUAAUGUGACCCAAUAUUCUUUUUCUUUUUAACCAGUAAGUGAGAAUCUUGGGGAGUCUGUCCAGGGCGAGGGGGUACUGUGGGUCUUGUGUAGAUUUUUCUUACACGACUUUAUUUCAAUUGUGUGAAAACAAAUUUUUUUUUGUUACAAAAAUAAAAAGGAAUAAAAACAA